Mycetomoellerius zeteki is the source of this 955-nucleotide messenger RNA. RefSeq names its product probable N-acetyltransferase CML3. Gene Ontology annotation, molecular function: N-acetyltransferase activity. The record is from RefSeq and is a predicted model, not a curated record. NCBI's taxonomy places the organism in Eukaryota, Metazoa, Arthropoda, Insecta, Hymenoptera, Formicidae. Bases 125 to 940 code for a protein of 271 amino acids. The transcript is spliced from 2 exons.
CUCAAAGUAGCGGCAGCAAGUAAAUAAUAACGAGGAUGUUACGUUCGGGUUAAAUAAGAUGACCCAACGUAUCUAGUAGAGUAGAUGCAUAUUACAAUAGCUUGAUCCAAGGUGUUCCUCGAGAAUGAGCCACAUCGUAAUCGUACGUGCCUUCAAGCCGGGCGACGAGACCGGCUGCAAGAAAUUAAUCAGAGACUGCGUGAUGUCGUCCCUAGGUGCCACGUUCUGCGGGAUGUUGUUUAAGGAAAUAACAUUUCAGUUGAUUAUUCUGUUGUCCGCGAUAAUGUUCAUUUUCUUCGGGAUGCCGUUAACUGUCUGCCUCUUGGUUGUACCUGUAGUCAUAGCAUUGAUAUAUGUUGGAACGUACGCCACUUUCGCUGCAAAGCUAACGGAGAUCAACGGAGAGGUGACUAACAUUCCGAGACUUUACAUGUCGAACGCCUUCUCCUGCUUCUGGGUUGCUGAGGCGUUUGAGCCUUACCUGAUGACACAACAGCCUAAGGAGGUUCAUUAUACUGUAAUGAGGGAAGAACAAUUUUAUCAAGCCAAGUUAAAUGUCUCCUUACAGACCAAGAAAAUAGUAGGAACUGUCGGUUUAUGCAAGAGUUACAGGUUAGACAGAAGUGCGUGGAUAAAGAGGCUGUGCGUGCACGAGCGAUAUAGGAGAAAAGGUAUAGCAUCGUGCCUGCUCAACGAUGCUGUACAAUUUGCAAUCGACGCAGGGUACAGCUGUGCUAAUAUAGUAGCUUCCGAAUACACAGAAGAGGGUAGAGAAUUGUGCUUUAAAAAGGGGUUCGAACUUAAACAAAUGUAUCACAAGUCUAUCCUAGGAUCGUAUAUGACGAUAUUAAUGUAUGAAUUAACAUAUCAGAUCAAACCGACGGAGGACGAUUACUCACCUAGAUUGGAUUUUGAAAAAACAUUCUUAACUCAAUUCUAACGAUAUAUUUUUAUA